AACAUUUCUGGAUACAUUCGCUACCUCCACUGUACCGUACGUGUGUGUCCUGCUAAGCUGACCUGCCGCAGUCCUGUUUCUACUCUUCUUCAUAAUCCCGCAAUUCUAUCCAGUCCCGGCACAGGCAGAGCAAAAUGCCACCGUUAGCGACAUGCUUUCUACUGUUCCUUUUGGUUGCUGCCUACCACAGCGGUGUAUCGGCGAAAGGAAUCAAGCAGAAGCGCCUCAUCAUUGAUCUGAGCGAUCGUUUGCUGACCGUCACCGAUCCUACCGUCUACCACUACCACCAGCGACCCAUAACGACACCCUCCUACCCGACGCACUCCUUCUACUCAUCUGCUGCCGUUGCUCCCUCACCGUACGGCCAGCUACCCUCAACACGAGCCCUCGCUCCCUUGAAGCCGCCAACACUCUUCAACGGCAAUCUGUUCCAAUACUCGAACUACGGCUCUCCGUUCCCCUUCCUCAAUGGCAAUCAUCUUAAUCUGGGUGACGCUGAAACGUACGUUGCCGAUGGACGCAUCCUGAAGCAGUAUUCCGUGAUGGAGUUCCACGCUGAGGAACACGAACGCAACCUGCACCAUGAGCGCCAGCAUCUGCUUCAGAAUGCAAACCCCUUCCGGACACAGUCUCAGCGUGUUCCGUACCCGGCGUACCUUGCCAAAUUCCCCAGCACGUAUGACCCACUUUACACUGGUUCACCGUUCGCAACCCAGCUACCAACGUCCUACCCCCAACUUCCUCAGCUAGCAGACACUUUCAAUCCUCGAUUCGGUGUGCAGCACGAGCAACAGCGUUCACCGUUGCUGACUCACAACCAUGGGCCGAUUGCGCUAGGAUCCGGAUCGCUCGGUUAUAUCCACGGACCAAACGGAGUCACCGUUGGGUCUGGUUCGUUAGGAUACAUAAGCCACCAGCAGCAUCGAGAGACGCUGGCAGAGUUGAUCGAACGCAAAAAGUCCAAGCACCUUCCCGGCCCUCUAACUUUCGGCCAUAACCAUAACUGAAGCACCGCGAGGAUACAGGCUCCACUCGCCUGGAGCAUACAAACAAAUGGUUAUAGUUCAUCUGCUUGUUCUGUUUGAGUUGUUUUUUUCUGUAUCCUUUCAUCUUCCUGACACAAGCAGAUCGAUCGUGGGUGGACAGUGGAAGGUUUGUGCGCUUCACUUUCCUGUGCGCCAUAUAAUGUAUUCAUAGAAGAAUUUAAAAACAAACCGUUGUACAUAGCCGGGUGCCGGUGCAGAACCUAAAUGAGAGGAUUGAGAGUGUACAAAAGAGCUUCUGUACGAACGAA
Messenger RNA from Anopheles aquasalis, 1294 nucleotides. RefSeq lists its product as uncharacterized. The record is from RefSeq and is a predicted model, not a curated record. Lineage: Eukaryota; Metazoa; Arthropoda; Insecta; Diptera; Culicidae.